CUGAACUUUGAUGUCAACCGACAAUAUCAUAUCUAUUCUCUUUCGCAUGAAGUGGAUAUCAGUGGCAGUCGUUUCAUACCGGAACCACACUUCGCUAUACGUUAUUUGUUACGCGAUUACGCUGUAUUCGUUCUAAUAUUUGUUAGGUAAGCCAACUACAAACACGGCAUCUACACUUCAUACAUCACGGUCGCUAACGCGAAAACUACGAUGACUAUCAGUACACAGUACAUUUGACAACUCAAUUUUUUAUCGACUGUUAUACUGCUAAGUAUUAUUAUUUAGGAUCACCAUGGCACCUCGCAGAAAAGUGACCCUGAGACAAAUGGAGCUGCUUCUUGAGUUCGUCCAUUCCCAUCGCAACAUAGCGUUGGGCCGGCCUCCGCCAGGUCCUCGGGGAGUGCGCGAGACUCGAGAAGCAUGGCGAUCAAUCUCAGCGUCACUUAACUGUAUCCUCGGUGGGGCGCGCAAAACGUCGGAUCAAUGGCGCAGGUACUGGAUUGAAUACAAGGCCAAAACCAAGAGUAAGGCAGCAGACUCACGCAGGAGUGCAUCUCGAACUGGUGGUGGGCCUAACAAGCUGGUUCCUCUUAAUUAUAUAGAGAAAAAGGUGCUGGCUUUGUUGGGCCCUGUUGUGGUUGAGGGAUUGCCUGGUGUGCGCUUGCCAAAAGACAUAUUGUCACUUGGUGACCCACUCAGCUCCCAGCCAUCAACGUCAGGAACGCCUACAAAUGCCUCACAGCCUCCAGCCUCUCCUAAGCCGUCAUCCUCUACCUAUAAUGAGCAGGCAAUGAAGGUUGAAUGGCUUGAUGACUGUCUCCUGUCUGAUGCAGAGGAGACGCAGCCUGUGGAGCAGAUGCCUGCUGCAGAGGCUGUGGAGCAAAAACCUGCUGCACGGGAGGUGGAGCCCCCACUAUCCAGUGAGGCUGCUGAUAAUCCCAGAGAGGGGUCAAUACCACGUUGGGCCUUUGACAUGGAGUUGAGGCGCAUCCAGGUGGAGACCAGACUAGUCGAAGCAGUGGAGGGCAUACUUGGGGUCUUGAAAGACAUUCGGGACGACUACCGUCGGCAAACAUACCGGAGAUGAUUACUACCUCAUUGGUCCAGUGGUCACUCUGUGAAAACAAUGUAUCCUUCACUCACCCCCUCUAACUUCGAGGGUCCAAAGUUAGAGGUGUUUGAAAAAUAUGAACUAAGUUUGUAAUUUAACCGUAUUUGCAAUUAUUUCAAUUUCGGUUACAUGAUUUUUUACCUUAGAUUUUGCAGUGUGGUCCAACACGCUCUUGGCCGUUUUUUUUUAAACUAACUUUUGAAACAAAAUUUUGCUACUUGGGUUCUUUGCCACUAGGCCAUCACGAUUGGAUGGAAUCUGCAGUUAAUGGAAGAAAAUACGAGUUUGUGUGAAAUUUAAUGUAAAAAGGCGGGAAUUUCCUAGUAUGGUGUUGCCAAAUGAGUAAUUAUUGUUGCUAUAAAAAAAACACUAAAUUGGUAGAAAAACCUUUAAUAUUAGUUUCAACAAGUUUCAAUUAGCCUAAUUUACAAUGUUAUUUUUAAAAUAACAUUAAAUACAAAUCACAAUCAUUUUGUGGAGUUUUCUACUGUCUAGUCCUAUUGUUAUACAAUGGCACAAUAUUUCGGACUGAAUUAGAAUUUUAAGAACUUUCAGAUCAAUUGAUAAGAUGUCGCUGCAUUUUGAAUGGUAAUUUAAAACCCCUUGAAGCAAUUAGGGGAUUGUCAUUUUUUGUUGAAUAAAGAUAUAAGCUUGUAUCUUUGUUUCUUUUAAAUAUAAAAGACUCCUUACAUAAAACCUAAAUUCUACUUCUUACUUAGGAACCUGAAGAGAAUUACGGAAGAUUUUUUUUUCU
Molecule: messenger RNA, 1865 nt
Organism: Helicoverpa armigera (cotton bollworm)
Lineage: Eukaryota; Metazoa; Arthropoda; Insecta; Lepidoptera; Noctuidae
Exons: 5
Coding region: 293-1087 (264 amino acids)
Cellular component (GO): nucleus
Source: RefSeq, a predicted model, not a curated record